This is a messenger RNA of Scomber scombrus (Atlantic mackerel), 753 nucleotides long. Its product is annotated as complement C1q-like protein 4. Gene Ontology annotation, molecular function: protein binding. The record is from RefSeq and is a predicted model, not a curated record. NCBI's taxonomy places the organism in Eukaryota, Metazoa, Chordata, Actinopteri, Scombriformes, Scombridae. Bases 27 to 629 code for a protein of 200 amino acids. The transcript has 4 exons.
UGUCCUCCUCGUCUCAUCCUGCCACGAUGUCUCUGCGACUCUCCGUCCUGCUGCUGGUAACCCUGACCUGCUUGGCCCGCUCCGGCUCGGCUCAGACUGUCGACGUCGAGGCGGAGCUGAAAAAGGUCCAGACCGAUCUGGAGGAGCUGAAGGCUGAGAAACAAGCGAUGGUCGAGCGUCUGGAGGCGGCUGAGGGGGAACUGAAGAAACUCAGAGAAACUCCUAAAGUUGCGUUCUCUGCCUCGCUGGGAGGAAACGGCCUACAGAAGACAACGGAUGGAAACGUAGAUCUGGUCUAUAGAGAUGUUAUGACCAACGUGGGCGGAGCUUACAACACUGAGACAGGUGAGUUCACAGCACCAGUUCGUGGAGUCUACUACAUCCGCUUCACAGCCAACGCUCCCACCGACUUCCCCAUGAGCGCCGUGCUCUACAAAAACGGCGGCGAGAUCCAGCUGAUCACUCACGAGCAGUCGUCCGGCGAGGGCAGCGACACUGCGUCCAAUGGCGGCGCUCUGCUGCUGGAGCAAGGAGACACGCUGAAGAUGGUUCUGUGGCACAACACGCACAUCUGGGACAACAGCAACCGCCACAGCACCUUCACAGGCUUCCUGCUGUUCCCCAUGUGAGGGCCGACGUGUCCAAAAAAAUAAUAAUCAAAAAGGAAAUCGGCAGCGACUGAUUCCACCGAAAAAUAUAUAUAAAUAUCUUUGUUCUCUUUAAAUUUUGCAUUAAAAGACCAGCUGGAAUAUU